Molecule: messenger RNA, 1698 nt
Organism: Nipponia nippon (crested ibis)
Lineage: Eukaryota; Metazoa; Chordata; Aves; Pelecaniformes; Threskiornithidae
Source: RefSeq, a predicted model, not a curated record
AUGAGCAGCCCCGUCGAUGGCGAGGGCCUCGUUCCUGAUCCUGAAAGGCUGUGUGUUUGUUCAGUGUUUACAUUACACUUCCCAGAACUUUUUAGCUUUAAAAAUAAUUACCGAUGGAUGACAAUAACACCCUCUUUGAAACUUUGCAUUAAACAGGUGGAGUCAUGCAGCAACUGGUCUGACCUGGUUCAUGUUAUCUCGGAUAAAGCAUGCCUGACACAAGGAGAUCUCUUUUGGCACUACCCAACAAAGUCACAGAUGCAGCUGGGAACCCAAGCCUCGUGCAGCAGCAGCGGGGUGAGUGUCCCUCUGCCAUGUGCCCUCUUUGGGCAGGCGCAGUGCUGUCCUGCUUCGUUCCAGCCUCCUCAGAGGGCUUCUGCAAGGCUUGCCGCAAUCAACGAAGAGGUGGACCACAGAACCUGCUCUGAGCCUUGCCAAGGAAGGGAAGUUUGCUACAAAAGGCUUGGAUGCUUUACGGAUAGCCCCCCUUGGUCUGGGAUCCCAGGGAGACAACUAGCAGGCUUGCCCAGCUCUCCAGAAGCUGUAAACACCAAUUUUCUCCUUUACACCAGAGACAACAUCAUGAAAUAUCAAAAAAUUUCUGCUACAAAUCCUUCAACUAUCAAAGCUUCAAAUUUCCGAACACACAGGAAAACUCGCUUCAUUAUACAUGGCCAUCUUGCUGGAGCAGACCUCCCCUGGAUAACAAAUAUAUGCAGGUCCAUGUUUCACACUGAAGACGUGAACUGCAUUUUGACUGACUGGAGAGGUGGCUCUAGUGGUUUGUACACUGACGCAGUUAACAACGUCCGCAUUGUGGGGGCUGAGCUGGCAUAUCUGGUGAACUUUCUUGAGAAAGACUAUGGCUACUCUCCUGCCAACGUUCAUUUAAUCGGCCACAGUCUUGGAGCACAUGCCGCAGGGGAGGCAGGGAGAAGGAAACCUGGCAUUGGAAGAAUAACAGGUUUGGAUCCAGCUGGGCCCCUUUUCCAGUAUACUCCCACAAUGGUUAGGCUGGAUCCUUCAGAUGCAAAAUUUGUUGAUGUAAUUCAUACUCACGCUGGUCAUCUUUUCUUUGACUUUGGGAUUCUUCAGACUUGUGGCCACCUGGAUUUUUACCCAAAUGGCGGGAAGAAGAUGCCAGGAUGCAAGCAGCUUCGAGUACCUCCCGCAACUCGGAAUAUCAAUCACCUUAUGAGAGAAUAUAGAUCUAUCGGAUGUGGACAUAAAAGAAGUCUCCGAUAUUAUGCUGAGAGUAUUAUCAUUCCCAAUGGAUUUGUUGGGUAUCAGUGUGAAACAUAUCAAGCAUUUGUAUUGGGAGACUGCUUCCCAUGUCCGAAGGAAGGAUGCCCACUGAUGGGUCAUUAUGCUGAUAAGUUUUCACAUAAAACUGAAAAAGAACAGCAAAAGGUUUAUUUAAACACAGGGCCCUCCCCUCCAUAUGCUCGCUGGCGAAAAAAGAUAUGUGUCAGAGUAUCUGCAACAGAAACCAUGAAGGGAAAUAUAGACGUAGCCUUGACUGGAACUAAUGGGAUCAGGAAAAAAUACACAAUUGACAAGAUGACAGUUAGCAUAGCAAAGUGGGCAAGAGCAAAGAGCUCUGUGGCUACUGCUGGGCUCAAACACCAUUUGGUGAUCUCUGAGAAGACAAAGAACUGCAUGAUGUACGACCAUACAUUUGAUCAUUCCCUCAACUAG